Messenger RNA from Closterium sp. NIES-65, 531 nucleotides. NCBI's taxonomy places the organism in Eukaryota, Viridiplantae, Streptophyta, Zygnematophyceae, Desmidiales, Closteriaceae. The record is from the annotation of a GenBank genome assembly.
AUGCAGCUCAAAGUGCUGCCAGUGCAGCUCAUCUUCCUCGACUACGCCUCCAUAUUCCAGAAAUUCCAGAUAUGGCGUCUCGUUACAAGCAUCUUCUUUGCAGGAGGAUUCAGCAUGAGAUUCGCCUUCACUCUCCUUAUGAUAGCCCGCUACUGUGUACAGAUGGAGACAUCAGCUUUCGCCGGAAGAACAGCGGACUUUCUCUACAUGCUCAUGAUCAACACGCUCAGCCUGCUGCUCAUCGCCCUCCUCAUCCCCUUUAAGAUCUUCUUCCUUAGUGAGCCGCUGCUCCUCUCGGUCAUCUACCUGUGGAGCCGGGAGAAUCCCAACGGUGUCGUCAACUUCAUGGGUCUUCUAUCCAUGCCCGCGUUCUACCUGCCAUGGGCAUACCUCUUCAUGGAUCUGCUCUUUGGAAUGAGCGUGGUUGACUCGCUAGCCGGCAUAGUGGCGGGUCACAUCUACUACUUCCUCACGGCCGUGUAUCCGCGCACAGGGGGGGCUCAGCUCAUCCGCACGCCACUCUGGGUGUAA